Molecule: messenger RNA, 785 nt
Organism: Tinamus guttatus (white-throated tinamou)
Lineage: Eukaryota; Metazoa; Chordata; Aves; Tinamiformes; Tinamidae
Source: RefSeq, a predicted model, not a curated record
GUGGAGGUGGAGGUGGAGAGCAUGGACAAGGCCGGCAACUUCAUCGGCUGGCUGCACAUCGAGGGCGUCAACCUCUCGGUGGCCCUGGUGGAGCAGGCCCUCUCCAAGGUGCACUUCACCGCCGAGCGCAGCCCCUACUACAAAUCUCUGCUCUCCGCCGAGGAGGCCGCCAAGCAGAGGAAGGAGAAGGUCUGGUCCCACUACGAGGAGGCGCCGGUGGAGGAGGUGGUGCCGGUGCUGGAGGAGAAGGAGCGCGCGGCCAACUACAAGGCCGUGUUCGUCACCGAGAUCACGGAUGACCUGCACUUCUACGUGCAGGACGUGGAGACGGGCGCCCAGCUGGAGAAGCUCAUGGAGAACAUGCGGGGCGAGAUCGCCGGGCACCCGCCCAAGGAGACGCUGCCGUCCUCGCGCCUGGCCGCCCUGCCGCCCGCCUUCAGCACGCGCGUCCUGCCCGCCCAGGCCACCGAGUACAAGUUCGCCUUCAUCCAGGUGCCCCAGGACGACGAGGCGCGCGCCGACGCCGUGGACAGCGUGGUGCGCGACAUCCAGAACACCCAGUGCCUGCUCAACGUGGAGCACCUGGGGCCCGGCUGUCCCCACGUCACCCUGCAGUUCGCCGACUCCAAGAGCGACGUGGGGCUGGGGUUGGUCAAGGAGGGGCUCGUCAUGGUCGAGGUGCGCAAGGAGAAGCAGUUCCAGAAAGUGAUCACCGAGUACCUGAACGCCCAGGAGACGGCGAAGAGCGCCCGGGUGAGUGCGGCUUCCCCGGGAUGGUUCCGGAG